This is a messenger RNA of Lates calcarifer (barramundi perch), 5357 nucleotides long. Its product is annotated as serine/threonine-protein kinase D3. The transcript is spliced from 19 exons. Lineage: Eukaryota; Metazoa; Chordata; Actinopteri; Centropomidae. The record is from RefSeq and is a predicted model, not a curated record. Gene Ontology annotation, biological process: protein phosphorylation. Bases 676 to 3363 code for a protein of 895 amino acids. Gene Ontology annotation, molecular function: protein serine/threonine kinase activity; ATP binding.
GGUGUUAAUCAGAUCCGCAUGAAGCUGGAGCUGCUCGGUCACAGCGCCGCUUCUCCUCCUCCUGCUCCUCCUCCUGCUCCUCCCGCUGCUCGUCAGGAAAGUUUAGAGGAGAAAACAGACGAUAAAAACUCUCCUCCGCCGGUUUAUCUCUCACUUCCACACCGAGUGCAGAGGACGAACCGGGACCGUGGUCGGUAAACUCGGCUGGGUGAGGAGUUUAACGGUUCGUUUUCUUCUCGUCUCAGCCGCGAUGGAAGCGGAAAAACCGCCCUGUUCUGAGAGAUGCUCCCAGUGAGAAGAGAAACUACAGAUCUGCAGCGUUUCAUGCUUGUUUUCCCACCACCGCUGCUCACAACAUGAUCAGGAGUUUUCAUCCAGCAGGAGGCCUGAGGAUUUAACUGUGUUAGAAAACUCUUUACAGUUGAACUCCCCAGGAUCCCCAGCUUUUAUUCUACUGAUUCUUUUUUCUACCUCAGAGAUGCCCAGCAGUGAGAGGAAACUUUCCAUGCAGGAUUUUACUGGUGAGAAAUGUGAAUCAAGACAAACGAGGAGGCAGAAAACUCUCGACGAACAAACCCGAGCAGCCAGACGCUUUCUAUUAGUUUAGUUUUGUUUUGGAUGUCGUUCACCUGCGAGGCCUUUCUCCCACCUGGACGACGUCACAGAUAGCAGCCAAUGUCAGCCGACAACAGCCCACCGCCGCCGCCGCUGCCGCCGGCCUCCCCUCGGUCCUUCCCCGUCCUCCCUCAGCACGCAGCCCCGCCUACCCCGUCGCCGUCGCCCAGCCCGCCCGCCACCCUCUGCGGCCGGCUGUCCAACGGCAGCCAGACGGCCCCCAGCCCCACCAACUCACGGGGAUCCAUCCAGGGCGUCUCCUUCCUGCUCCAGAUCGGACUCACCAGGGAGACGGUGACCCUCGACCCCGGAGACCACUCGCUGUCGGCCGUCAGGGAGCUCGUCUGCUCCAUCGUGGAUCAGAAGUUCCCUGAAUGUGGGUUUUUCGGGAUGUACGACAAGAUCCUGCUCUUCCGUCAUGACCUGAACUCGGACAACAUCCUGCAGCGGCUGACCUCUGCAGAGGAGAUCCACGAGGGCGACCUGGUCGAGGUGGUUCUCUCCGCUCUGGCCACGGCCGAGGAUUUCCAGAUCCGACCUCACACGCUCUACGUUCACUCCUACAAGGCCCCGGCUUUCUGCGACGACUGCGGGGAGAUGCUGUGGGGACUCGUCAGACAGGGCCUCAAAUGUGAAGGAUGUGGACUGAACUACCACAAACGAUGUGCGUUCAAGAUCCCCAACAACUGCAGCGGCGUGAGGAAGAGACGGCUGUCCAACGUGUCUCUGUCGGGCACCGUCAUGUUCGUCGCCCGUCCACCGUCCACCGAGUUCACCCCGACGCCGCAGGAAGAGCGCCCCCUCCUGGGCGCCGGUAAGCGUAACUCCCUGCUGAGCGGUCGUCCCAUCUGGAUGGAGAAGAUGGUCCUGGGUCGGGUCAAAGUCCCUCACACCUUCUCCGUCCACACCUACACCCGUCCCACCAUCUGCCAGUUCUGCAAACGCCUGCUGAAGGGACUGUUCCGCCAGGGGAUGCAGUGCAAAGAUUGUAAAUUUAACUGCCAUAAGAGAUGUGCAGCCAAAGUUCCUCGAGACUGUCUCGGCGAGGUCGACUUUAACGGAGAGCCGACCAGUCCCAGUCUGGACUCCGAGGCGACGAUGGAGGUGGACAACUGUGACGUCAACAGCGAUGGAGGUCACAGCAUGGACGAGCAGGACGAGCCGUCCACGCCCGAGGACAAGCUCUUCUUCAUCGAGGGUCCCUGCACAGACGGCGAGAAAGACGACGAGACGCUCAGAGCCAUCAGCCCGUCCACCAGCAGCAACAUCCCUCUGAUGCGAGUGGUUCAGUCCAUCAAACACACCAAGAGGAAAAGCUCCACGGUGGUUAAAGAGGGAUGGAUGGUGCACUACACCAACCGGGACAACCUGAGGAAGAGACAUUACUGGAGGCUGGACAGUAAGAGCCUGACUCUGUUUCAGAAUGAAAGUGGAGCCAAGUAUUACAAGGAGAUCCCGCUGUCCGAGAUCCUGCAGGUGGAGCUGGCGCAGGACUUCGGCAGCCUUCCUCAGGGCAGCAACCCGCACUGCUUCGAGGUGAUCACGGCCAGCAUGGUGUACUACGUCGGGGAGGACAACGGCGGCCUGUACCACAACCCCGUCCUGGCGGCGUCCGGCGUGGGGCGGGACGUGGGCCACAGCUGGGAGAAGGCCAUCCGACAGGCGCUGAUGCCCGUCACGCCCAAGGCCAGCGUCGGCACCGGGCCCGGCCAGGGGAAGGACCACAAGGAGCUUUGUGUCAGCAUAUCAGUGUCCAACUCCCAGAUACAGGAAAAUGUGGAUAUCAGCUCAGUCUAUCAGAUCUUUGCUGACGAGGUCCUCGGCUCCGGACAGUUUGGGAUCGUCUACGGAGGUAAACACAGAAAGACCGGCAGAGACGUCGCAAUCAAAAUCAUCGACAAAAUGAGGUUUCCCACCAAACAGGAGAGUCAGCUGAGGAACGAGGUGGCCAUUCUCCAGAACCUCCACCACCCCGGUAUCGUUAACCUGGAGUGCAUGUUUGAGACACCGGAGCAGGUGUUUGUCGUCAUGGAGAAGCUCCACGGCGACAUGUUGGAGAUGAUUUUAUCCAGCGAGAAGAGUCGACUUCCUGAACGCCUCACCAAGUUCCUGGUUACGCAGAUCCUGGUCGCCCUCAGACAUCUUCACUUCAAGAACAUCGUCCACUGUGACCUGAAGCCGGAGAACGUCCUCCUGGCCUCAGCAGAACCCUUCCCUCAGGUGAAACUCUGCGACUUCGGCUUCGCCCGUAUCAUCGGGGAGAAGUCUUUCCGUCGCUCGGUGGUCGGCACUCCGGCCUAUUUGGCGCCUGAGGUUCUUCGCAGCAAAGGCUACAACCGAUCUCUGGACAUGUGGUCGGUUGGCGUCAUCAUCUACGUCAGCCUGAGCGGGACGUUCCCCUUCAACGAGGACGAAGACAUCAACGACCAGAUCCAGAACGCUGCCUUCAUGUACCCACCCAACCCCUGGAAAGAGAUCUCAGAGGAAGCCACAGACCUGAUCAACAACCUGCUGCAGGUGAAGAUGAGGAAGCGCUACAGCGUGGACAAAUCACUGAGCCACCCCUGGCUGCAGGACUACCAGACCUGGCUGGACCUCAGGGAGUUCGAGACCCGUCGCGGUGAGCGCUACAUCACCCACGAAAGCGACGACGCCCGCUGGGAGGAGUACGCCGAUGAGCGAGGCCUGCACUACCCCAAACACUUCAUCAUGUCCCCGAACCUGGACGAUAUGGAGGAGGACCCUUAGCGGCCGCGGAGAGAGUCAGCAUCUCCUACGACGAAGCGGCGGAGGAGGAGUCCAUUCAGCGGCUGCAGCGGAUGCUAUGGCAACUGUCACCAUGGAGACAGUUGCUUGAGCCGUCCCCACGGCGACGCUGGAUAACGUGGAUAACAAGAACGUGUCGGCCGGGCAGCUCUGUUGAGGACACUGUGACUGUGGCAACAAAUCAGGUCCUGAGAAACUUUUUACACAUUUUACUUUUUUCCUAUUUUUGUCUACAAAGCCAUAACAAACAGACCCUGAGAAAUCUGGAGAGAUUUAUUUAUUUUUUUCCCCCAGAUUCAACAUUCAGUCUCUUAAAUAACUGUCCUCACUGCCAGUUGAGCCACAGAAGGGCUAGCUAAAAACCAACCUAGAGACUUUAUAUACUUUUUCAGCUCAAAUAGCAUAUUUUUAUUAUGUUGUCGUAACAUUUUAGAUCUGAUGAAGCUGUGCAGAGGAGGAGAGGUGACAGCUGUUUUACACAUUUAGUUAAACCUGUUCUAUUUGAGAAACUGGAAGAAACAGAAGAAACCAACGUGUUGUGUCUUGAAGAUGUUCUUUCAUAUUUUAUUUUAUUUUUUUCGUCGUACCUUGUCGGGAUGUCUUUGCACUAUUAUUAGGUGGAAACUCUUUUUAAAGGAGAAAUUAACUGAUAACUUUUGGUUUGUACAUCUGCAAAAGUAUAAAAAAAAAAAAUCCUCUGGUUUUCAAAGAUUCUUUUGUUUUAUGAAGAUUUAGUUUAAGAACAAUGUUUGCAGCCAAAUUAGAGGCUGAAAUGCGCAAUUUUUUUGAUUCUUAUUGCUGAAAUCUAGGUGGCCUUUUUAGGACAACUCAGACUGUUCACUUUUACAAAUCCUAUCUUGUCUCAAAACCACCUCAAUAUGAAACUAAUAGAAACAGAAAAGAGUGAUGGAAACGUGGGAUUAUUUUAGCUCCUAAUCUACUUUUGAAACAUUGUGCUUGAUGCAUAAACUGACAGUGAUUUCAUAGACAUGUAUUAAAUUCUAAAUAUCAACAUGCUAAGAAGAAUAUUGGUAUUUUUCAGCCUGUAGGUCUUAUUCUAGUAUUUGUGGAAACGCUAACGUUAGCGUUCUCAGAUUAACGUUAGCAUGUUAACAUGCGAAAUAGCAAUAUAGAAAGUGAGAAUUCCUUUAUUUUUCAACCUGAUUUUAUUUUUAUAGUUGUAGCUACUCAGACUAUGAGUUAUGCUAACUUAACACACAGAACCUUAAUAGUAAAGAUUUAGUAAACAAAACAAAACAAUGAAUGUUGGGACGCACAACCCGCCUUUUAAAGUUUUUCAAAUGAACUUAAAUUUGACGUAAAUCAUUUCAAACACUUGUUCCUGAAUGCAUCGGACAGUAAAUACAGGAACUAGCCUCCUAGCUUAGCUUAUGUAGCUAACUGCACAGAGAUCUGCUCCUAGGAAAACUUGUUGGCUAUCAAACCUAGCAUGCUAAUGGUAGCAUGUGAUAACAUUUCAUUAUCAGAGGAAAAUCUGUGUUUAAGCAUGUUUGAAUUGAACAUGCUAGCAUUUCUGUGAUCAUGGAUUUCUGAACCAAAUUUAAUGUCAGUAGAAUUAAUAGACCCAUAUUACUGCCUCUGAAGCUGCUAACAGGGUUAAAAUGACGUUUUAUCUCAGUUAAAUACAGAUUUUUUUGCUGUGGGAACUUUGUUUUCCUAAGAUCCCUCUGCACAUACUGUGAGGUUAUUCUACACUUUUGCAGAAAAACAAAUCCAGAGUUAUUUUCAGUGAUUCUUUCUUAAACUUUGGGUGAAGACGAGCUGAGAAUCGAGCUGCUAUUAUCUGUCUUUCUGUGUCUGAGAAGAAAAAAGAAAAACAACUGUAGAGCGUCGUUGAUCCUGAUCUGACUCCAGCCUGAGAAUUUAUUUUACGUUUUAUAUUUUUGCAAGAAACUUUGCGUCAUGUGGAUGAUGUUGAUGGGAAAAUAUUAAAGCUGAACUUUGAGAAACUCUUA